GUGGACCGGCCCUGAACAGCUGUCCAGAGAGUAUCUUACCUGUCAGUCAGCGCGUGACUGUUGUCAACAGCGUUCAUCAGGUUGUCAGUGAUUGUCUGCUUGUCUUUCGUCUUUUCAUCGCGUACCAAUCAUUUGAUCUCAAGAGAUUUCUCUUGCUUCAUUUUUCAGUCAAUUUCCGACGUUUCUAAAAGCCGAUUUAGUUCCAAAAUUUGUUUUAAUUGUAUAAUAAACAAAAGCAGUGUCGCAACGAACACCCAGCUUCGCAAGAAAUGAGUAGUUGGGUGUUAUUCGGGAUGGGUUUCGUAUGUUUCACAACUUGACCGUUUUGGUAAAGAUCUUUAUGUGCUGGUAUAUAAUCAGCUGUCUGGGUUAUCUCUUAGUCACAAGCUGGACAGUCAACAAUCAUGCAUAUUGAAAUCGCAGUGUUUGACAAACAUAGCUAAUCCUGCAACUUAGGUUGCGUUAGCGCAGUCUAUUUUAGGUGACGCACAAUAUAUUCCUUCUGACUGAGGCACAAUAUAUUCCUUCGUCUUUUUCUUUUAACGUGCAAUUGAAAGGCUGACAACUGUUAUUUUGUGAUCUGUAUUACUUCUAAAUUUGUUAUAAUAUACAGUGUAUUUCAUGUCAUGAUGUCUGUGAUUGAACCAUCUGUUAAUGAUUAUGUAGAAAUCAUAAAACCCCUACCAUUACGUCUCCGGUUAUCUUAUGGAAUUGGACAUGUAUUAAAUGAUGUGUGUGCUUCUAUGUGGUUUACAUAUCUUCUAGUUUAUUUCCAUUUUGUGUUACAAUUUGAUAGCAUAUUAUCAGGAAUUGUACUUCUCGUUGGCCAAGUUGCUGAUGCAUUAGCAACUCCAUUUGUUGGCAUUCAAUCAGAUAUUACUGAUGGAUUUUGGCUCUGUAAAUAUGGAAGGAGAAAGUCAUGGCAUCUUGUUGGUACACUAUGUGUUCUUGGGAGUUUUCCUUUCAUAUUUUCAUCUUGCAUUCACUGUGAAAAUAGUGAUCAUUGGGCCCAGUUGAUCUACUAUUCAUCGUUUGUAAUAAUAUUUCAAUUUGGUUGGGCAUCUGUGCAAAUUUCUCAUCUUUCAUUGAUUCCUGAUCUGACACCCUGUGAACAUGAACGCACUUCACUUACAGCUAUCAGGUACAGUUUUACUGUGAUUUCAAAUAUAUUUGUAUAUGUCAUAACAUGGAGUGUUCUGCACAUGACAGAUGAUUCGAAUGCACAAAUAGGAUCCAAAGAUGGUCACAAAUUUCAAAUGAUUGUAUUAAUUUGCAUUGGGGUUGGAGCUGUAACAUCUUUUGUUUUCCAUUUAUUUGUGAAGGAACAAAACCUUUACAAUAGUGCUAUUGCUAGUUCCCCUGGAAGCAAAAAAAGUAUUGGACACUUACUUUCUAGUCUUCAAUUAUAUCAAGUUGGAGCAGUGUACAUGGCUACUCGUCUGUUUGUUAAUCUCUCCCAAGUUUAUGUACCUCUUUACUUGCACGAAACUCUUAACAAAAGCGCAGAAAGUUUAGCUGUGGUACCGUUGGUGAUGUUCCUUUCUAGUUUUGUUGUUUCAUUAGUAGUGAAGCCUUUGAACCAACGCUUUGGGAGAAAGAUUGCAUAUUUCCAGGGAGCUGUUAUAGGUAUUGGUGCCUGUACAUGGAUAUACUUUGAUACGGGUGCUUCUGGAUCAGUCAUGUUAGUUACAAGUCUGGGUAUUACUGCAGAUUUCAUUGGUCCCAACACUGACAAUGGAGCUUUUGUCUAUGGUGCCAUGAGCUUCUCUGAUAAACUUUCUAAUGGUGUUGGUGUUACCAUUAUUCAGUACCUGAAAUGUUCUGCACAUUCCCAGUGUGCACGCUAUUAUGGAAAUGUCUUGGGUUUUGCGUGUGGUGGUGCUGCCCUUUUUGGUGUGAUUAGUGUCUUUACUCUUGUUCCUUUUAAGUAUAACAGAAUUGGAGGUAAAUCUUACUCUCCAGUUGAAGAAGAACCAUCUGAAGCAGAAAAUGUUAUAUCUCCAUCACAACAAACUUGAAUGUACCUUAGUUUACUAGUAGUUAAAAAAAAAAAAAUUGUUAUUCUAUAUAUUUGAUAGAACCUUACAAACAGAAUGCAGUAUCCAAUUAAUUUCCACAAUGCAUUUUGAUUCUAGAUAAUGCUGAGUCCUCAGCUAACAAAAAAUACUUUCUAGGUACAGACAAACUCGAUGACAAAGUGGCCAAGAAAUACACAGUAGAAUUCUCAUUAAAAUAUCAAUUUAAAAAUCAGAAAAAUGGAAACAGAAGCCCCUAUUAAAAAUUUGAAAUGAAAAUGAUAAGAACAUUGUUGCAUUGGUUUCUCAUGUGAAAUUCAUGGCAAAAUAGAUAUUUCCAGAGAAAUUAAUAUUAUUUUCUUUGAAAAAAUUAAUGUAAUAAUAGUGCUAAUAGAUGUUUAGGUUCUCUAUAAGAAAAGUUACGAGUUUAUCAUCCUUUUUAGCAUGAUCUUCCCAAAUCCUCACAAUCCAAUGAUCAGGAAAACACACGGAAAAUGUGUGUUUGGUGUGUGAGGUAGUAACUGUUAAAACAUGACUCAGACCAGUGUAAAGUUAAAUAAUUUUUUUGAUAAUCUUGAAGGUGAGGAGCCCCAAUGAAUUUUAUAGUCAGACAAUUGCAUAAACUUUAUUUUUCGGGUUCAUAAUGUCAGGUCUCAUGACGAGUCCUGAAAAAUAAGAAGAAGAAGGAAAAAAAUAAUAAAGAAGUUCUUACAAUUGUCUGACUAUAAAGUUAUUUGGGGCUCCUCACCUUCAAGAAUGUCAUAAAAUAUUUGAUAAAGAUAGGUUAAUUACAAUACUUUUUCAAGAAAUUAAUGAAUUUUGAUGACCACAAUGGUACAGCUCAAUUGUUUAAAUCAAGUUAGAUGACGUCAGGCUAAACAAUUUUUCGUAUUUUUAUGGGAGUUAUAAUAGAUAAAGAAGAAAAAAGCUGAGAAAACAAAAGAACAGAAUGAAACUAAAAAAUGGUAAGACAGAAAUAAAUGAAAUCCUAGCUCUUGAAACUUAAAUGCAUUCAAGUCAAAAUACAAUGACAAGACCUGACAAUAAAGAUAUCUUUACCACAGUCUCCAUAGUUUCUAAUGCCUUGAUGGAGAUGCAGUUUUUUGUCCCAAAAAUGCAAUGCUACUGGUCUGUUUGAAAUUUCUCUGAUAUAACAAAAGAUCUGUGGCAAUUUGCUCAUAAUUUUCCAUGAUUAGUAAACAUUUUUUGUCAUUACAUAAUAAUGAAAUUACAUUAUAACUGAAAGGUUUUUCAUCAGUAAGGGGUAUUGUUUUUGUCAUAAAUAUAGAUAAAAUUUUGGCUGUGAUUCUGUAUUUGAUUACAUGGGCGUAGAUUAGAUUGACAAUAUGUAGGUUAUAAAAGAGUUAUUAAUUUAUUUUUCAUUGUAGAUGAACAGUUAAUGGUAUGAAAGAUGUUGAAGCAAAAUAUUUUGAUGUACUAGUGGAAGGGUUUACCUGAUAGUGGCUUAUGUGCCUGUUCCUGAUCCAUGAAAGAAAACAAACUGUGAUACGUGUUUUAGCAUUUAUAUAUUAAUAUAAUUUUGAAAGUAAUAAAAAUUUACUAGUUUGAUUUUGCAAGUUACUACACAAAAGGAAUUACUUUUAUGCCUAGCAUACACAAUCAUUUUACUUUAUAUAAAACAACAUGAAACUAUUCUUUUAAAUUUCUUUAAAUAAGUAUUUUAAUAUUUGAAAUCACUAUGAAUAAUUUUUAGUGUACAAUGAAUCUCGAUAUUUUUUUGGUAAGUGAUGUUUGAACAUGUUUGCUGUUUAGUUUUAAUGAUGUAAUUUUGUGACUCUUGUACCUUGCGUCUUUCUAACAAUUUUCACAUAUUGGUGAAAAUCAAUUCAGAAAUAGUGAAUAAUAUGCUAAUUACAUUUUUUGUGAUUUGAUUCUGUAAAGAAAUUGCAGUGUUCUUGACUGAAAAUAUCAAGUGAAUUUGAAGUUUAUUUCUUCAGGAGGGUAAAAUUAUAAUAAUUGUUUUGUUUUCACUGUAAGAACAAUUUUUUUUUGGGGGGGGGGGACAUAUGGGAUUUCUAGUGGGGUGACUACCCUUAGGCAUAAAUAACAAUUAAUGUAUUUUUUCACAUGAAAUUUGUAUUAUGUCGAUUUUUUUAAUAACGAAAGUUUUCUAAUAAAUAUUUGUAAGCACAACUUUAUUGCAAUUUGAGGGAAAGCAAGAUACAAUAUGUCCUUCGCAGUUGAUUUUAAACAUAAAUUUUGUUUACUCUUUUGUAUGUGCUCUUGUUAAGUUUAUUAUUUAUUUAUUUUAAAACAAUAGUAUGCCAGGGGCACUCAAAAGGGGAGACAUGGUGCAACUUGACCCAGAACACAAAUUAAUUGGGGCCUGUUAAUUUUUUUUCAUUUAAAACAAAAAAUAUAUUUAGUUCUUAAAAUUAACUGCUAUAAGUUAUUUCUGUCGCAUGAAGAAAUUGUUCUGUUUAUGUAUCGGAGAGGAGAGGUAAACUUUAGUUUGAAAAUGGAUCUAUUGCUCUGGACCUCGUGUUUUUACUGGGUGCCCCUGCAGUAUGCACACCAUUAACUCAUUUAAAUUAUAUAUUAUUUCAUAUAUAAUAAUUAUUAUGUAUUGUUUUGCUUUAAGAAAGCACUUUUGACUUUUAAAAACAGUAUUAUGAAA
Messenger RNA from Gryllus bimaculatus (two-spotted cricket), 4653 nucleotides. The record is from the annotation of a GenBank genome assembly. NCBI's taxonomy places the organism in Eukaryota, Metazoa, Arthropoda, Insecta, Orthoptera, Gryllidae.